Messenger RNA from Larimichthys crocea (large yellow croaker), 4867 nucleotides. RefSeq names its product sortilin. Gene Ontology annotation, molecular function: protein binding. Lineage: Eukaryota; Metazoa; Chordata; Actinopteri; Sciaenidae. Bases 103 to 2631 code for a protein of 842 amino acids. Gene Ontology annotation, cellular component: membrane; Golgi apparatus. Gene Ontology annotation, biological process: Golgi to endosome transport; vesicle organization; endocytosis. The transcript is spliced from 20 exons. The record is from RefSeq and is a predicted model, not a curated record.
AUCUGACGCGCCUGCAGAGGGAGAUGCCUGCUGUCCAAUGAGAUUGCAGGUUAUUCUGGUCCGGACCAAUCUUCUGCCGCGGUGGAUGGGCCGUCAUUGGAGAUGCAUUUGGUGGUGGUGAUGAUGAGGGGGGCAUGUGGAGCCAAGAAGAGUUGUUGGGGGCACAGGAGUUGCUCGCUGAGUCCAAAGUUGGGCAGUCUCAUGGUAAACAUGAUCCCCGUGUCUUGCAUCCUGGCGCUCGGGUUGUUCUCCUCUGCGCUGGGCUCAGAUCUCCACCGAGGAGGGAACAUGUCAGGUCUGAGGAGGCUGCACAGGGAUGAGGAGCCACAAAGUUUGGAGGAGUCGGAGGUGUCGAAGCGCAGCGCAGGACUGAAUGAACAGACGUGCGCAAGUCUGCAUGGAGUGGAGACAACCCUGCAGAACAACACCCAUUCUUUCGUCUUCAAAGUGAGGACUAUGGGUUCACUGUCACUGGCCUGGGUGGGAGAUGGAUCAGGGGUGCUGCUGGUCUUGACGACAUUUCAGGUGCCGCCGUUCCUGAUGCGCUUCGGCCAGUCUAACCUGUACAGGAGUGAAGACUAUGGGAAGACGUUCAAAGAUGUGACUCACCUGAUCAACCACACCUUCAUCCAGACCGAGUUCGGCAUCGCCAUCAGCCCUGACCACUCUGGCAAGGUGAUGCUCACAGGUGACGUGUCAGAAGUCGAUGGCUACAGACUGUUUCGCUCACAGGACUUUGGCAUGACCUUCGUUCCCACUGACCUGCCGUUCGAUCCGCUCAUUCAGAUGCUGUACAACCCUGGAGACAGCAACACACUUGUGACGCUCAGUAUCAAGUUGGACCUGUGGCUGUCUGAAGACUUUGGCGCCACCUGGAGGAAGAUCCAUGACAGUGUUUGUUUGGUCCGAUGGGGUCCAAAGAACAGCAUCUACUUCACAACAAACUACAAUGGAUCAUGCAAUGACAGAGGAAUGUUGGAGUUAAGGAAGACAACAGACUAUGGUCGAAGUUUCCAGACCAUUGCAACAAGAGUUUACUCCUUUGUGCUUGGAGGGCGCUUUGUCUUCGCUUCUAUCAUGACGGGCACGGGUACAGAGCGCAUGAUCCAUGUGUCGGUAGACGGAGGUGAGGUGUGGAACAUGGCUCAGCUUCCCACAGUCAACCACGAGCAGUUCUACUCCAUCCUGUCAGCCAAUCAGGACAUGAUAUUCAUGCAUGUGGAUGACCCCGGAGACUCCGGUGUUGGAACCAUCUACGUGUCAGACGACAGAGGAGCCGUGUUCUCCAAGUCUCUGGAGCGCCACCUUUACACGACUACAGGAAGUGACACUGACUUCACCGUCAUUUCUUCACUCAGAGGCGUCUACAUGACCAGCGUACUCACAGAGGAUGGUGCGGUGGAGACGGUGAUCACUUUUGACCAAGGAGCCAGAUGGCAGACGCUGCGCAGACCUCAGAACGGUCACUGUGACGCUGAGACCUCUACGAACAGGCCUAACAGAUGCAGGCUUCACAUCCACGCCGCUUAUAGCACCACCAUGAAGAUGAACGUCCCCAUGCUGCCUCUCUCACAGUCCAACGCCGUAGGCCUCAUUCUGGCCCAUGGCAGCGUCGGGGACGCAGAGUCCGCUCUCUCCCCUGACGUGUAUGUGUCUGACGACGGCGGAUACUCAUGGCUGUUCGCUCUCAAGGGGCCUCAUCAUUAUGCUAUACUGGACUCUGGAGGGCUGCUGGUGGCUAUGGAGCACACCCAUUCAACUGUCAACCAGAUUAAGUUUUCCACGGACGAGGGGCAGUGCUGGCAUACGUAUAACUUCACCAACGACCCGCUUCACUUCAGCGGCAUGGACAGCGAGCCCGGCUCUCGCUCCAUGAACAUCAGCCUGUGGGGCUACAGGAACGAUUUCAGCAAAUGGGUGGUGAUCACCAUAGACUUCAGGAAGCUCCUCACCAGAGACUGUACUGAGGGGGACUAUAUACAGUGGCUGGCUCACUCUGCAGACCCCACUGGAUCUAAUGAUGGCUGCGUGCUGGGCUACAAAGAGACCUUCUUACGCCUGAGGAAAGACACCGUCUGCUGGAACGGGAGGGACUAUGCUGUCACUAAGAAGCUGUCCCCCUGUCCGUGUACGGUGGAUGAUUAUCACUGUGACUUUGGAUAUUACCGUCCAGAGAACAGCUCAGAGUGUGUGGAGCAGGAGGAGAUGAAGAGCCGUCCUCUGGAGUUCUGUUUAAAUGGGACCACCGAACAGCUACAGACCAGCGGCUACCGGAAGAUUCCAGGCGACCAGUGUGAGGGAGGUUUCCAGCCAGACAGGAAGGAGACAGACCUGAGGAGGAUGUGCACCAGUAACGCCCUUCAUCCAAAUUCUCUGACUGAAAGCAGCUCACCGAACACUGCUGUCAUAGUGAUGGUUGUCAUAGCAAUCCUUCUGAUAAGCGCGGUCACAGGCGUUUGGCUGGUUAAGAAGUAUGUCUGCGGAGGACGGUUCCUUGUGCACCGAUACUCUGUUAUGAGAGAACACGUUGAGGCUAAUAAAAUAGAAGGAGUCGAUGAUGUUGACACUCACUACAUGGAGACAGGAAAAACACAGUACAACGAAGACUCAGAUCAGGACCUCUUAGAAUAAGGUGGACGUCCCUCCUCCCUCCCCAACUCUUCAAGACAAAAUUUAACACAGUCUUUCAUGAUGCCUGGCCACUCCUGUUGUGUCGCCUACAAAAAAAAAAAGAAAAAAGAAGAUGAGCCGGUGGUUUUAGGGAGGGGGAUAAAAACCCAGUGCCGAACAGAAAAAAAGCCUCCCGAUCCCUGGAGAGCUUUUGUUGUUUCUGUCACAGAGAGUUCUGUGAAGACAAUUUUGAGUCUGUUGUGCUGUGUAUGUGUCCUUCCAGGCCGACCUGAGAAAAGAUUCAUAACGUGAUGCACUGCAGAAGUCACCACACGGAGUUUACGAGUUGGAUAUAUAGAAAAUGUUAUAUAGAGGUAUGGUAAAGCCAAGCAGCAGAACACACGAAGUAAUAAUCAGUAUUUUAGCUCAGCGAUUAUGUUUGUUGUCAAUUAAGUAAUUUUUGUACUCAGUAAAUUUAACACGGCGGCCUCUUUAACGUUCAUUUUAUCAGUUUCAGCAGUCACUAAAAUUAGACACAAAUUGUCACAAGUUCAAGUUUCCAUUUUAACAGCAACUACUGAGAGCAGUACUGUCUUCUUUAAAGCUACUAGUCACUAUUUUUUUAUUAUGGUGUUUCUGUUUUUACUAAACUCACUUUGUGGUUUUACAGGUAAAAAAAAAAAGAUCAGGUGAUGCACUUAAGAAACUUUAGAUAUGAAACUUUCAGUAAACUAUAAUGGCUUUUGUUAUAUAACAGCAAUAAUUAUUUAAUAGAGACUGUUUGUUUUUUUACUUAAUGCCACUUUUACCUUUUUAAAAAUAGUUACAAAUUAAAAAUACAUUUUGAAAAACAUUUUGUUUUUACCGUUUGUUAUUAUUAAAUAUUUUUAAAUUGAUAGAUGAGUCAGACAUAAAUGUAAUAGUGACAUAAAGAUGAGCACAAAGACGGUUUCUAUUAAAAAUACAUGCGUUAUUAGUAAAAGCCAGAUGCCAAAGCCAGAUGAACUUGUAACAGCUACCAGAUAUAUUAAAUAACAAGAAGAACAAUAAAGAAACAAAUGUCUUGAAUUUUUUAGUGCAUCAUGAAACUGUUGGAAUAAAUGUUAAAAGGGUCUACCGUUGUUGUUAAGACAUAAAAUGUAUUUUUUUUUUUUUUUAUACAGUGCAGCUUCAUACAACCAAUCUCUUCUGCUCCCCUGUAUGUGUGGUGAAAAUGAAAGACUUGAAUAAUUGCCAAAGCACUUUUUAUUGUUUAGUUUUCUAAUUUUAGAGGUGAGGUUUCAGAGGUGAGACCUAACCUUAAGCCCAGUAUGAAGGUAAUGUUAACCCAAACCCUUUACUUGAACGUUCUGAUAUUCUUUGUUCCAUGGGAUGCACCAAUAUGUUGCUGUUGUGUUUGUUUUGUUUUUUGUUGUUGUUGUUUUUUUUUAUUUUUGUCAGCCAAUACCGAUAUGCAUGUGUCUAAUCAUCUCAAUGCAAGUGCAGGCAUAAUCAUCAACAUAAUGUGGCUAGAGAAAAAUAGUCACAAUAGUCAUAUUUAGCUGUUUAUACAGCUAAAUAUGAGCAAAGAAGAAGCUACUAUAAGCCAGUAUUGAUAGUCUUCUGAUGUAUUGGUGCAUCCUAACUUAAUAACUUCACAGGUGUUGCAAAAUAUCCACAUUAACAGGACUAAUUUAUCAGAUUCAUUUGUCUGAUAAACAGUGCAAACUUUUAUUAAAUUAAUUGAGCUAUAUCUUUUUCCCAGCAGACACUCUGUGUUACAUGAAUUGUUUAGACGGGAUGUCGGCUGGCUACCAUUUCCAUUAUCUGCGAUGUAAGAGCUGUAACAUUUGACACACGCGUUGGCUUAAGGCCAAUGCUUGUUUUUCUUCAGUAGAGUCAAUAAUUUUCCCAGCGAAUAAGCUAUUGUAAUAAGCUGGCCUAAUAUAGAGGCAUAUUCUCAAGGACUGUUGGGUGGACAUAUGUCGGAUAGGAAAGCAACUUUAUAUGCUUGAUUCUUCUUUAUUUACACAACUGUCAGUAAGAACAAACCCAGACAUUGCACUGUAUCUACAGAUCUGUGAAGAAGUUGCAUUUGUGCCUCUGUGUUUGUAAAGUUAGGGCCACAAGUUGUGAUCUUCAUUCCAACUUAUUUUCUUUUACCUUUUUGCUAGAAUGUCAGGGAUGAGUAUCUCUGAAUGAAACUAUUAUGUAGCACAGAUGUUUUAUAACAAUGUUUGCAUUUAUUGAAUGAAAUAACACUUUCUCGUUUACAUCA